Messenger RNA from Colletotrichum lupini, 141 nucleotides. RefSeq lists its product as uncharacterized. The transcript has 2 exons. The record is from RefSeq and is a predicted model, not a curated record. NCBI's taxonomy places the organism in Eukaryota, Fungi, Ascomycota, Sordariomycetes, Glomerellales, Glomerellaceae. Bases 1 to 141 code for a protein of 46 amino acids.
AUGGUAGACACAGAAUCCUUGAUAGUCAGCUAUCUAAACGUUGGCCGGGCCGGCCGGCCAUCUUCCGGCCACGCUAGUGCUCCCGCCACGGGUGCAUCAGGCUACAAUAAGAGCCCUAGAGCCAUGCCCAUAUCAAGCUAA